Messenger RNA from Lottia gigantea (owl limpet), 1002 nucleotides. RefSeq lists its product as hypothetical. The transcript is spliced from 6 exons. Lineage: Eukaryota; Metazoa; Mollusca; Gastropoda; Lottiidae. The record is from RefSeq and is a predicted model, not a curated record. Bases 1 to 1002 code for a protein of 333 amino acids. Gene Ontology annotation, molecular function: guanyl-nucleotide exchange factor activity.
AUGAGUGAAAUGGUACAGACUGAAAGAGAUUAUGUACGAUCAUUAGAAUAUGUAAUAGACAAUUACAUACCUGAAUUAUUACGUGAAGAUGUCCCACAAGCUUUACGAGGAAAGAGAAAUGUUAUUUUUGGGAACAUUGAGAAAAUUUAUGAAUUCCAUUGCCAAUACUUUUUAAAUGAAGUUGAAUCCUGUGAAUUUACACCAUAUCAAAUAGGCCAGUAUAUCCUAUCACAUGAAAAAGAAUUCUAUUUGUAUGCUAUAUACAAUAAAAAUAAACCCAAGUCAGAUAACUUAAUGGCAGAAUUUGGUAAAACUUUUUUUAGUGAGAAACAAUAUCAACUGGGAGAUAAAAUGAAUCUAGCAUCAUAUUUAUUAAAACCAGUACAGAGAAUGGGAAAAUAUGCUCUGUUAUUAAAACAGAUAAUUAGAGAAUGUAAUGAGAGUGAAUCAGAAUAUCAGGAAUUAAAGGCAGCUGAAGAUAUGGUCAAGUUUCAACUUCGACAUGGUAAUGAUUUAUUAGUCAUGGAUUCUUUAAAAGAAUGUGAUGUGAAUCUAUUAGAACAUGGUAGACUAUUACGUCAAGAUGAGUUUUUAAUAUGGCAGGGUAGAAAGAAAUCAAUCAGACGUAUAUUUUUAUUUGAAGAUUUAAUUGUAUUCAGUAAAACUAAGAGUGGAAGACAAGGUCAUCAUGAUAUUUAUCUUUAUAAAAAUAGUUUUAAGACAUCUGAUCUUGGUUUGACAGAAAAUUAUGACGAAAGUGGUUAUAAAUUUGAAAUUUGGUUCAGAAAAUUAAGUAGUGGAGAUAGAUUUGUUUUCCAAGCUCAAAAUACUGAAAUAAAGCGAGCAUGGGUCAAUGAGAUCUCAAGGUUAUUAUGGAAUCAAGCAAUGAAAAAUAGAGGUAAGUGUCUUACUUCUUUCCUUUUCAAGAUCUGUUUAACUUUCCUGGAGUGUUAUAAAAGAAAUAUAAGUUUUUCUUUCUUCAUAGUUAUUUCAGAUUGCUAA